Messenger RNA from Eimeria tenella, 387 nucleotides. RefSeq lists its product as uncharacterized. Bases 1 to 387 code for a protein of 128 amino acids. The record is from RefSeq and is a predicted model, not a curated record. The transcript has a single exon. Lineage: Eukaryota; Apicomplexa; Conoidasida; Eucoccidiorida; Eimeriidae.
AUGGCGCCCAAGGCCCGCAGCCCUGCUGCUGCUGCAGCAGCAGCAGCAGCAGCAACUAGUGAGGCGGCCUUGGAGGUGGUUCCCGCCAAGGCUCAGAAGAAGCAGAAGAAGGCCCCCUCCGCCCAGCAACCAGCUGCUGCAGCAGCAGCAGCAGCAGCAGCUGCUGCUGCUGCUUCCCCGAGCGCUGCUGCGCAGCAGCCGGAGUCGAAGAAGGAAAAGAAUAAAAAAGAAAAACAAAAAAACCCAGAGUCGGGGGGCCCCCCAGAAGCGGCAAGCAGUGGGGGCCCCCCUGAGGGCCCCGGGGGAAAGCCCAAGAAGGGGCCCCAGCAGGGGGCCCCUCCCCGGGAGAGUGCUGCAGAAAUUGAGGAAAACAAUGAAAGUGGCUGA